Molecule: messenger RNA, 3810 nt
Organism: Kwoniella shivajii
Lineage: Eukaryota; Fungi; Basidiomycota; Tremellomycetes; Tremellales; Cryptococcaceae
Exons: 4
Coding region: 1-3810 (1269 amino acids)
Cellular component (GO): mitochondrion
Source: RefSeq, a predicted model, not a curated record
AUGCCUAAACCAACGUUUUUGCAAGCUGUUCUGAAGAAACCGACAAGAUCGUAUGCUGAUCCAUAUCAUUCAUCUCCAUGGGCAGAACAAGAAUCCCAUGAAUCACAAUAUUAUACCACUUCUUCUUCAAGAUUUGAUGAAGACGAAUAUCGACAUGCUGGACCUAGUAGAAACAGGAAUGGUAGAGGUCCAAGUUCAAUCGCUUCUUCCUCAGUCCUAAGUGAUUCAUACGAAAAUGGGUCAAACGUAAAUUCACAUUCAUUGAAUAGUAGAUUCCCAAAACCUGCAAGAAGAGUGGUAAGUAAUAUCACUUUAAGAGAUGGACAAAUAAUACAAACUCCUCCGAAGAAAUCAUCUAGUUCAGCUAUAGGUACAGCAAGUGGAAGUGGAACAAUUAGAAGAAAGAAAGAGAAAGCGUCAACCGUAGCAGAGGAUGAAAAUGGGAUAUCGACAACAACUAGAAAUGGAACGAUUAAAAAGAAAAAGAAACCCAAAUCAAUAGUCACCACUACUAUAGACAAUCAAGAAAAUGCCUCAACAAUCUCCUCUCCUACUUCAACAACGUUAUCAUUACCCAUGCCACCCCCAUUACAUUCACGUCAUAGUGAGACUUCUUCAGCACCUUCUUCCCCUAUUCCACCUUUAUCACCUGUCAUUCCUACUCAUCAUCGCUCAACCGAGAAUAACAUAGUAAAGAAACCGCCUCGCUUAGGGUAUCAAGCUUCGGCUCUAGCACUCCCGACCCCUCCCAGCUCCGAGAUGUCGAGUCCGAGUUCAUCUUCUCAGCACGUACAGACAGUCAACACGGCGAUCAGAUCAACACCGGCUAUACCACAACCACAGAAGGUAACGCGUACAUCAAUAGGAGCAGAUUCCGACGACGAUGAAGAUGUAUUUUACACUCCCAGGACGUCCCUUACUGAUUUACAGCUUCCAGAACAAAUCGUGUCAGACAUCGUGAUAACUCCCAAAGUCAUUGUUCCCCCCGUCGCUCCUCCUUCUUUCAACUUCUUACCUCCGACGCCUGCUCCCAUACCAGAUCCUGCUCAUUCGCCUUUCCAUUCUGAGCCUUCUUCUUCCAAUAGCUCUUCCUUACAUCCCGAUAGACCAUACGUUCAUCGUCCUUCGCCAAGAAUCGAGAUCCCUCAGGAGAUCAAUUUCAAAGCUGGUUCGGAAUCAGCAACUCCUAGGGCUGAUGAUGAUGCCGAAAGCGCUUCUGGUCAAGCUGGCUCGGACGAUGAUGGAGAGGGAGUGUAUGAACGUGCGGGAAGGAGUUCACGUCGCCCAAGCGAUUCUCGACCGGCAAGUACGACAUGGUCUCGUCCGUCCUCAGUUACAGGCCGAUCCGCUGGCCCUGUUUCAGUAGACGGAUAUAGACCCCCUUCAAGGCAUUCGACUUCUAGAAGUGUAUCUCGAAAUCCUUCGGACGAGUUCCCAACCAUGAGACGACCAUCAAUACCUGCUUCGGAAGUUUCAUAUCAACCUGAAGGCAGUCUCAGAGGUAGUAUAAGUGGAUAUGGGAAAGGUGGAUGGGCAGCAGCUAAUUCCUCAUCAAAAUCAAGACCUACUUCACCUGUGAUGUUCAUGCCUGUCUCUGGAGAUGGAUGGGCAAACUUCCAACCUCCUCCUAGACAAUCAAAGUUCACCCCCUUACCGUCAUCUUCCCAAAAUCCAACUUUCGAUAGGAUCACAGAAGGUACAAGAUUAGGAGGAUCAAGUACAAAAGGUAGUCAAAAUGGUCAUUAUGGCUAUGGAUAUGGAGAUGGGAAUGGGAAUGGGCAUGAAUACGGAAGCGGACUACAAAUACCGAGUAAAGAUUCCUCACCUAGUGAAUAUUCACAUAAUUCCGAUGGUAUGGAAAUGCCUAGUCGAUCUUACGUGACAAAGGAUUACACCAGUGAAGCAAGUCAAGGCAGUGUUAUCUCUGAUGAUAGAGAAGAAAACGAGAGCUCUCAUCAGUGGAAUAGGGAAUCGAUUAAUCAGCCUCAACCCCCCAGGCCGGGCAGUCUAGUAUUCCCUACUGCUCGAGUCGGACCAUCCAGUAUAAGCCAUAGUGUGACUUCUCCAUCUUUAGCGAGACCACCAUCUCGAGCCGGAUCGCAUACGAACUUUUCUCGACCUAUGUCUCCCAUGAUGGAUUACUCAAGACCCACUUCACCCAUGAUGGAUCGUCCUUUAUCAGUCAUGUCCAAUUCUACCACACCACGAACUUUUAAUCCGCCUUCUUUCCUGAAUCCAGAUCUCCUGACGAUCUUACCGGAAAUGACAAAUGAAGAUUCCGAUAGACUAUAUCGCCCCACACCUUCGGAAAGCGGUAAAAGUCGACGAACUUCUGUGCAAGAUUGGAAUUCUGGUAAUCCUUCAAGAAGAUCUAGCAUCUUCAGAGCCAAGAGUGAAAUCAGUCAUGGACGAGAUGAGGAAGAGGAUGGUUUACCUGAGCUUCCAGCUAGGAGAAGUAAAUCAGUGAUGGGAUUCAGGAAUUUGGAUCAGGACAGAGAAAAGGAUAGAAAAUGGGAAGGAAGUAGUUACGGCGAUGGUGUAUUGAUGGAAUCCAACGGUAGAGCUCCAGAAAGCGUUGGUGGUUAUACUAACCUCAUCCUUCCAUCUGGAGCAUAUCGACCUAUUAACCCCGCAAAAGCGUCAAGUGGCGUUGACACUCGUAUUCUCGGUAUGCCUCAUGCUACUAUGGCUUCGAUAGUUUUAUCCACUACUUUCUCGAGACACUCAUCCACUCCAGCACAUUUACGUGAUCAACUUCCUUCUUUAGUCGACUUCAGCUCUCAUCUUAAACCGCCUACCAAAGUCGGCGAUUCUCAACUUCUCGUCCAGGUCUACGCUGUUGCAAUUGAUCAGUUAGACGUUCAAGCGCUAGAUGAAAAAGGAAGAGGGGAUGUAGGCAAAUAUGUUCCUGGUAGAAGUUUCGUGGGAAGAGCUUUGUCCGUUGGUGCUCAAGAGAAAGAAGUUGUACGAGGUGACUUGGUUAUUGGUAUUUUCGAUCUACGAAAGAGUGGAGCAUUGUCAGAAUACAUUAUAGUUGAUCGUCGUCGAGUGUCCAGAGCACCCUACCCCACUCAACUCUCAUUAGAACAACUAUCUCUCUUACCCUUACAAGGUAUAUCAGCAGCCCGAGCUGUACGCACUCAUCUGACUCGUCACUCAAGAGCGAUAAUCAUGAACGCGCAUACCGGUAUAGCCGCUUUGGUCUGCCAAGAAAUGUCAAGAGCAGGUGUGAAUAUAACUGCUGUCAUACCUGGUGGAGAUGAAUCACAUGAAAAUCAUAGGGCUUGCUUGAACAAUGGUGCUAAAGGCGUAUUGAUGGGUAGUCCAGCCGCUGUAAUGCUCAACAUGGAAGAAAAUGCUUGGGAUUAUGUAUUUGACACUGUUGGUGGAUUGAGAGUCUAUGACGCUGCUAAGAGAAUGCUAAAAGAUGGCGGAAAACUGGUGACAACUGUCAAACCUGAUACCAAUUUUUCAUCACAACCACAACUUAUUUCUAGACCAUCAGGAAUCAAGACGUUACGAGCGGCGUUUGGAUCAAGAAGGAAAGAAUCAAAGUUUGUUCAAUUCGAAUAUUUACAUCCUACCGGAACGGGUGAACCUGAAGUCGACACAACAGGAAUGGAUUAUAGAGACGUGAUGGAGGAACCUUGUAUGGCGAUAUUCAAACCACAUUUACCGGAAUUCAUCUCGCCUACAAAAUACAGUAGUGGAAGUAUGGAAAGCUUGAAAGGAAUAGUCAAUUUCGAAAAAGGUUAUGAGGUUUUCAAGAGGGAUUGGGAAGGCGUAAGAGUUAUCAGAGUUAUAAAUUGA